Bicyclus anynana (squinting bush brown) is the source of this 592-nucleotide messenger RNA. RefSeq names its product probable NADH dehydrogenase [ubiquinone] iron-sulfur protein 6, mitochondrial (gene ND-13A). Lineage: Eukaryota; Metazoa; Arthropoda; Insecta; Lepidoptera; Nymphalidae. The coding region runs from base 146 to 511 and encodes 121 amino acids. The record is from RefSeq and is a predicted model, not a curated record. The transcript is spliced from 3 exons. Gene Ontology annotation, biological process: mitochondrial electron transport, NADH to ubiquinone.
ACGCAAAAAUGUUGUAACAGUAGAAAUGUCAGAAAAUGACAUCUGCCAAAAUUCCAAAAACAAAAAGGAAUUUUAUGUCUGGUUUUAAAACAUUUAAUUUAUUAUUUUAGUGUGAAUUAAUAAAAAAACCAAGGUUUUUGAAAGAAUGAAUAUAACUAUGAAGUCUUGGCCCCUGAUGAAGUAUGUUCCACGCACUUGUGGGACCACCCGUAGUGUAAUUCGUUGCAUAACGAAUAAUACUGAAGAUGUUACCACUCACACAGGCCAAAAAUGGGAGUCUGAUGAUUAUAGACUUGCUAGAUUUAGUCUGGCUCCAAAGCAAGUUAACCCUAACUGGGCUAUUAAAUUAAUUGAAGAAGUACCUCCAAAGGAAACAACAGACAGAGUGGUAUGGUGUGAUGGAGGUAGCGGCCCUGAAGGUCAUCCUCGAGUAUAUAUUAACUUGGAUAAACCUGGAAAUCACUCUUGUGGAUACUGUGGACUGAGAUUUGUCAAAAAGGAUCACCAUUAGAUUGCACUACAUUUGAACUGCUUAGUCAUAUUUAAUAGAAUUUGUUCAAAAAUGGUAUCAAUAAAAGAAAAGUUUAAAUAA